CAUCAGGCAGCGUUCAAGCUCCCAGGUGGAUCGGACGGACACGCCCUCUCCUGGGAGAACGACGUACAGGUAAAUGGUUAUGGAGAAAAAAACCAAAACUGGAUCAACUGGUUUCGGUGAACUAUCCGCUUUAUGAAAACCACCACAAGUCUCGCAGAGCGGUGGGAAGUCUCCAUCCAUUUUUUUCCUUUUUUUUGUUGUUGUUGAGGGAGCACCAUCGACCGUGUAGUGAGUGAAAACAACCGACAGUAUCAACACGAGAAGGUCACAAAGUCUUACUGAACACCUCAGCAAGCAGCAACGGAAUAACUAAACACUAAACAAACCCAAACUUAGACAAGCUAAUGGAGCGGUACGAUCAACUGGAUUUGGACUUGGAGUGCGACGGAGGAGACGUAACUCAGAAAGCAACGUUAUUCGGCGGGAUGUUCAAAAAAUCCUCCAGGUCUGCAGAACCAUCCGUCCAAGCUCAGGACACUUUAUCAGUCACCAGUGAACUUUCAAAAAGCAGCGACAGUCUGACUGACAGCAGCGCCAAGGAGAAAGGAGGCAUGUUUAAAGGAAUGUUUAAGAAGACGACCAAAGCUGCCAAAGAGGGUCAGCCACAGGACAGCCUCUCAUUACAAAACCCUGAAUUCUCUGUCAGUAGCGACAGCUUAACAGAGAAGCCUUCAAAAGAGAAGUCAGGUGUGCUGGGUGGGAUACUGAAACGAUCUCCUAAACCAGGUCAUGUCCGGAGGCCUUCACAGGAUCUUUUGGACGCCGACUUCGCAGCCGGUAACGACAGCUCGUCUGAAAACACCACAAAUAAAGAGACAGGCGGGAUGUUCAGCGGGAUGUUUAAAAAACCUCUAAAGGCUUUCGGAUCGAGGACACAGUCUCAGGACGAUUUGUCUGCCCCCGGCGAGCUCUCAGGCAGCACCGACAAUCUCUCUGAGAAUAACAACACUAAGGACAAAGGAGGAAUGUUUACUGGUGUGUUCAGAAAAAAAGGCACUAAAUCUCAGUCUCAGGAUGAUUUGUCUCUGGAAGGCGAACUCUCUGCCAGCAGUGACAGUCUCGCAGAGAAGACUUCAAAGGGUGAAGCGAUAGUGAAGAUCCUGAAGAAUCCUUUCACCUCCUCAUCUCAGGGAAAGGAGAAGGCCGAACGCUCAGGAGAGUCAAAUGAGAAUUUGUCUUCUACUGAGAAGCCCAAAGCCAAGCAGAACGGUUUCAGUGCGAUGAUGAAGAGCACGUUCUACACUGACAAGCAGGAGAAGAACGCCGACUCUGGCUGUGAGGAGGUAUUGGACAGCGGAGAGGUUCAGCCCAGCCACAAGCAGAGUAAACUUGCUGGGGCGAUGACAAAGCUGAAUCCCUUUCGAUCCGCAAACAAACAUGAGAAACAGGCGACCUCAGAUGACGAAGAUGCGCCUGCGAGCAGCGAGAGGUCAUCGGGCAACAAACAGAGCACAGUGGUUGGAGCCAUGUCCAAACUGAACCUGCUCCGAUCUGCGAAUAAAAAAGACGCUGAAGACACAGAGACACUCAAGAAGGACGAGAAACAAGUGGAAGAGAAGCCAAAAGUGGUCAAAAGCAACAUGAUCCAGCGAGAGAGGAAAGACAGAAGUGAAACGCCACCGGUUCCACCCAGACCAGCUGAAGAGGAGCUGAAGAGGACAUCCACCCACGGCCCCGUAAAACCAAGAGGAACGGAGGAUAACCAGGACUUCAAGGAAAUGAUCUCCAGAGAGAAAAAAGCAAAACCUGCAGAAACGCCGGCCAGACCCUCAGAGGAGGAGCUGAACAGAGCAGAGAGAUGUGGUCAGCCAAAGCAGAAGAGCAACCAUCAGAACCAGUCAGAUGAUGAAUACCUCGGAAAAGAUGAGUCUGCUGAAGCCAAAGAGGGGGACGAGGCGAACGCUCCCGAGAGCAAAGCAACCAAGCUGAAGAAACACAAGCACCAUAAUCCGUUCAUGCCGCGUGUUGCAGCCAAGGCUCCAUCUGAUGAUGAAGGGCUGAAAGAAGAAGACGAGUCCUCAUCCAAAGAGGCAAAACAAGACGAGGAGACAAACGUCAAGAAGCCAAAGAGACACAACCCCUUCAUGCCUCGGGUCAAGGCUCCGUCUGAUGACGAAGGGCUGAAAGAAGAAAAUGAUUCUUCUUCCAAAGAGGAAAAGAAAGACGAGGAGGGCAAAGACAAAACAGAGGAGACAAAAGUCAAGAAGCCAAAGAGACACAACCCCUUCCUGCCUCGGGUCAAGGGCAAAGUUAUACAGAGGAACACACAGGACGGCGGUGCAGGCAACACAGCUGAGGAUGAAGGUACAAACAGGUCCUUGUUUGACCAGCUGGAGGAUUUUCGUAUUGACCCAGCACAGCCUGAAGACAGAGAGGAUGUGGAGAAUCUUAUGGAGUGGUGGAGCACAGUGGAGUCUUGGGAAGACACGCCUCAAGAUGAUGACAUGACAGAAAAAGAAGAGGCCAAGGCUUUUGCUGUGACGGCAGAGAAGGUGCAGAAGGGCAUCCGUGUCUUCAACAAGCUGUUCUCAGAGCGCGCUGAGAGCCUCUGGCAGCAUGUCAUCGACCUCAACAGCAUCGCAGACGGUCUGGACAAGUUCAGCAAAAACACAAAGAUUGCACAAAUCACCGGUGGCUCCACCAGUGCCAUCGGGGGCGUGGCCACCAUUGCCGGCCUCGCCCUGGCACCGGUCACCAUGGGAACCUCCUUGAUUGUGACAGCAGUGGGAUUGGGUGUCGCCACAGCAGGCGGUUUGACAUCAGCAGGUGCCGGCAUCUCCAACCAGGUCAACAACUCAAUGGACCGCAAGAAGGUGGAGAAGAUUGUGCAGGAUUAUCAGGAGAAGAUGGUCGACCUUAACAAGUGCCUGAAAUUCAUCAAGCAGGGUAUCGAGAACCUGAAAAGGUUCGACCUACUCAAGAUGAAAAAACAUGCCUACAAUCGUGACUUCCCUGUGCUCAGCACUAGUUUCUAUGAGGACGGUGCCAUGGCAGGAAAGGCGAUCCUAAUCAACGCUAAUGAGAUCAUGCGUGUGGUGCAGAUUGCCAACGUGGCAGGCAGCACAGCAGCCAGAGCAGUCCAGAUCGCCAGUAUGGCCACUGGUGUGCUCACCGGGCUCUUCGUAGGUAUGGACAUCUACUUUGUGGCCAAGGACUCUAAAGAACUCAAAAAAGGGGCCAAGUCAGAGUUUGCUGCCAAAAUCAGGGAGGUGGCUACACAGCUGCACGACGGUCUGGUGGAGCUCAAUGCAAUCCGAGAGGAGCUGCAGUCCACCACGCCAGAAAACAAGGACGCAGGCAGUGAUAUAGCUGAUCCGGACAGUGACAAAAAAGACAAAGAUAACAAACAUGACAGUUCAGAUGAAGAUGAAAUCGACCGGAUUAAAAAAGCCAUUAAAAAGGACAUUGAGAACCGAGAAUAUGUUUGACAUAAACUUAAAAACCGUCCUUUACUUGUCAGUUUCCCAGUUCUCCUGCAAAACAUUUUCAAUGCACAUUUGAAUGCACGGGCUCAAAGCUCCGGCAAACCUCUGCAUUAUUAGCAUCUAAGAGGUGGUUGGUGCCUACUUCUUGAAAUGGAAAACCAGAGAGGAGACUCUCACUGUCAUUGAUAUACACUUGUUUCUAAAACUGUCAUGAAGCUGGACUUUGAGGAGCCUUACUUCUUAAGUCUAAACAGCAUUUACUCUUCCGGAAGGGAUCUGAGGUUUUUCAGUAGAUAAAGCAUCGUAUCUGCAUCUCAAGCAGUUGUGCCAAUGUGUGAAACUGCUGUGUUGCUUAGAGUUUCAUAAAGGUGUGUUGGUUCAUAUUGAAACACAAGGUAUUUUGAUGCAAUGUAGAAUUUAAUUCCUUAUGUUGUUUUAUUUGGAGGUCGGGGCUGAAACAAAACUAUCUGUGGAAGUUUUCCAAGUCUUGUUUGACUUGGUGAUAUUUAUCUCAGAAUGGUAGUAAUAUUUGUUUGAGUGUUUUUACAAAAGAGACAAUAAAAUGACAAAAUCACGCUGACAAAAAGACAGAAUGGGGUUCCACCAACUGUUGGUAAAACCGUCAGUAUGAUUUUAAGUUCUUAGUAGCUACUAGCUACUUUCAGUCAAAGUGGGUUUGCACAAUAAAACUAAAGGAAUUUUUUAAGCUAGUAAAGGCUUUAAUGUGUAAAUAAGUUGAUAGAAACAUCUGUAGUGUCAAAAGCAGUCAAGUGAAGCCUUUUACUGUAGUGUAACUUUUUUGAUUUUUUUAUGUAGUUUGUGGUAUAUGUUGUUUCUUCGCUCUAAAGUAAUUAUUAAAUAGCAUUUGUGUGUCAGGUCAGAUAUGUCUGCCAUGUUUAAUUUUAUUUCAGUCUACGCUGUGGCCUUAUGUUAGCAACAGUAAGCCUAUCGGUUGUAGCCGAUGGUUCGUUAGCUUAGCUAACAUUAGUGUCAUCAUUUGGCUUAUUAGCUGGGCUACCGUUCCACCUAGCAGCUGCUGGACGUCAGUAUUAGCAGCAGCUAAAAACUGCCUUAUUUCAGACUGAAUUGUCAGCUCAUUACACUCCCUUUCCGUCUGAACUUCAUAUUUAUUUGUCUCGAUCAGGGUGUUGUUCAUUCGGUGAUACCUUUUUACGUGCAAUAUAUUGUAGAACUUUAUGUGUAAUAAAUGUAAAACUGAUUAUUAAAGGGCAUAAAACAUUU
Messenger RNA from Scatophagus argus, 4667 nucleotides. It is a transcript of the gene apol1, whose product is annotated as apolipoprotein L, 1. The record is from RefSeq and is a predicted model, not a curated record. Gene Ontology annotation, biological process: lipoprotein metabolic process; lipid transport. Gene Ontology annotation, cellular component: extracellular region; membrane. Bases 345 to 3428 code for a protein of 1027 amino acids. Gene Ontology annotation, molecular function: lipid binding. NCBI's taxonomy places the organism in Eukaryota, Metazoa, Chordata, Actinopteri, Scatophagidae. The transcript has 35 exons.